Messenger RNA from Kuraishia capsulata CBS 1993, 3522 nucleotides. RefSeq lists its product as uncharacterized. Bases 1 to 3522 code for a protein of 1173 amino acids. Gene Ontology annotation, biological process: regulation of transcription by RNA polymerase II. The record is from RefSeq and is a predicted model, not a curated record. The transcript has a single exon. NCBI's taxonomy places the organism in Eukaryota, Fungi, Ascomycota, Pichiomycetes, Pichiales, Pichiaceae. Gene Ontology annotation, cellular component: Set3 complex.
AUGUCAUCAUCAGACCCUCCUCGUGGGGGUAAUCAACCAUAUAGAAACAACAUACGAGACGAACGAAGGAGGCGCUUUGAACAAGGAAACGGUUCCAAUCCGUACUCUUCCAGACGACCAGAUGUUCAGCCCCAGCAAGACUCGCGCUACCCACCUCAUAGAUAUAGCGGCUCGGGCAGAGGAUCUUCCGGUGACUACUCCAGAAGACCCAGUUCAGGCUACCGUGGUGGGAGAGGCGGUUAUUACGGACCCCACCAAUCGCGCUACAAUGACUCUCGCGAUGACCACUAUGAGCGCGAUCACAUACCGAAGGCCCCGCAGAACGAUUCGCAAUACAGGAACAAUUCGGAGACGGGCUCGGGUUAUAAUCGCAGGCCAUACAGCGGUAACAACAGCUACAGAUCUUCCUAUGACGACCAGACUUCGAAUCGAUCUGGGAAUGAUUUGAUUGGGGGCCCAGUGAAUCACAGGAGCGGCGACAUCAUUUCCUCUAACAAAGAACCUAGGGAGUACAGAAACUCGCGGGAUUACCGUGAGAGGGAGCAUUCAGGUUCGUUCAACAGAUCCAGGAACUCUUCUGAUAGUCGCUUCUAUCCUCGCCAGCCAUAUGGUGAUGAAUCUGGGAGCUACUCGUAUGGAUACCAACAAAAGGAUCGGGGAUCUUCCGACAGAGGAUCAACUGAUAAAUUAAACUCCUACAGAAUACCCCCAAGGACUCAAUCUUUCAACUCCAAUCCUGUGGAGCACCUCAAGAAAGAGGAUAAUCACAGGUAUAAGUCUGUAUCUCCAAGCUCGCCCCAUGUAUCCAAAGAGGGAACGCCGAACCACGAAUCCUUUCCACAGGUAAAGGUGAAAUCUGAGGAGAGGGAAUCAACAAACUCCAAUGGAGAUUUGAUGCGGGAACAGGACCAAGGUCUUGAAGAGCAUGUUGAGCAUGCUGAGCGUGCUGAACCUGCGGAGCCUUUCCAGGAACCUGAUUCUGAGAAGCCAUUGAAAACUGAAGCCGAAACACUCACCCAAAUGGUUGAUACCGUUGAGUCUGAAUCAAAACCUGAAAAGAGCAUCAAUAACUCUGAGCCUUCUUGGCCAUCUGAGGAAUUGAAGACACCGACAGCGGUGCAGCAGCCGCAAAUAGACACGGCUUCUAGUCUCCCCGAGAAUGAAGACGUGAGCAUGAAGGAUGCCGAUUCUGAAGCAAGCUUAAAAGAUGAAAUACCCGAAGAAACAGUUGCACCUGUACCCUUGGAGCCUCACGAUAUAGAGUUGGAUACUGAGAUUACUGAAAAAUCAGAUCAACUGCACGAACGAGCUCAACUAACUGAGACUGAGCCUGAGCCUGAAUCUACACUGGUGGUUACUGCAACAGUUUUACCAGAUACCAAGGUUGAGGAAGCAACUGAAACAUUUAUUUCUCCUCCUACAAAAGAGCUCGAGCAGACGGUCAAGCCAUCUGAAACUCAUGUCAAGACGGAAGAAGUUGUCGCACAAGUAAAUGGAUGCAUCUUCCCGUUGAACAGAGUCGAGAGCAAGGUGUGGGACUUGAAACAUUCAAAUCAUGCCGAGCUAACACGAAACCUCAAGUACCUUAGGAAGAACGAUCCGAUCAAGGAUUUCUCCACUUACAGCUUCUACAAUAGCAAUUUGUUGGUGUUUAAACAGGCCGAUGGCCCAAAGAUCUUCAACAGACUUUCUCAGCUUAAGAGGCUCUUAGCGCAUAAGAAUAAGAUGUUGCUUGCUGAGUAUUUGUUACGUGGAAAGCUUUGGAGGGAAAACUGCAAGACUAGAGAGGCCCAGAUCCAAUCUUUCCGCCCAUCAAUGACUGAAACUGGUGACCCAUCUCAAAAACAAUCAGAGGCACCGACUCCAGGAGGUGACAGAGGUGGUCGUCGCAGCAGACACCACGGUGAUUCCGUUCGUACAGAAGCUGAGUUUUUGGAAAUUCUGGAAUCACUGGAGCGGGAAAGUGAAAGAGACCCCAUAAUGCGUGCUCAGCAUGGUGCUGCUGCUAUUCCAGACCUUUUGACAAAUCCUGUUGAAAGGUAUGCCAUAAGGUUCAUUGAUACAGACAAUCUGAUAUUGAACAAGAAUGACUUUGCCAAUAGAAUCGAGACGGACCCUAUCGACACGUUCACUGAGGAGGAGCAUGAGAAGUUCUGCGAAGCGUAUUCGAUGUGGCCAAAGAAAUUCGGUCGUGUUUCGCAGUUUAUGGGUGGUUUGAGAACACCUGAGGAAUGUGUUUUGCAUUACUACAAAACUAAGAAGACCACGAAUUACAAACAAUUGGUUGCUAGCAGAAACAGAAGGUCUACGCGGAAGGCGACUGCAAACCGUCGGAAAGCCUCUGAGAAACCAAAAGUUGCCAAUGGUAUUCAUGUUGGCACUCCUGAAUUAACGGACACGGCGGAACCUUCUGGCUCUAACUUUGAUUCGCCAGAACCUGAGAUCGAAUACACAGAUACCGGCAGAAGGAAGAGGGCAGCUGCUCCAGUAUUUUCAGGCAACAACUCCGCGUUGCCAGGUGUUCCAAAUGAGAAGCUUAGAAGAAAAGAGGAAAUAGAUGAAAAUGGCAAGAAGAAAUCUCGUGUUCCAAAACGCAGAUCUGAGGAGGUUGAAACGGAUUCCGUUCAUGAUGGAAAUGAUACAGACCCUAAUAAUCCUUCCAACAGUAAGAAACCCCACAUUUCAAGCUAUUGGUCAGUCCACGAGAUCAACAUGUUUCCCAAAUUAGUGGAGACAUACGGAACUGAUUGGGAGCAAAUCUCAAAAGCCCUUGGUUCCAAAUCUGCUGUCAUGGUGAGAAAUUACUAUUUGAGGAAUAUAGGUGGUGUGGCUUGGUACGAGACAAACGAUGGUCAACGGGCACCGGUUGACAAGAAAUUAGGCGAUCCGCAGUAUAUGCCAGCCAUGCCCGUGAAGCCGUUCGAGCAAAAGCCUCUUUUGGGCCAGGCACCACUUGACUAUUUGCAAGGAAGAAACCAACUGCCUCCAGGACCGGCUCCAUCUUCCGGUCUGUAUGCUCAUCCGCAAUUCCCAAUGGCGUCCUAUUAUUCGAAUGCCAGACCUCCUCCCCCGCCUCCACCUUCAGGCUCAUACGGAGCAGCGUUGCCUCCUCUUCCAACUUCAUCGGGGAUGGUUCCACUCGGAAAACCUCCAAUACUUCCAACUUUCAUGACCUCGGACUCGUCAGGGGGUGCUACUAGUCUUUUGAACUAUCACGAGCCCCAACAAUCAACCUCAUACGACCACCAAGCUCCAGUUAUGAGACCGAACUUCCCGCCACAUCCAAUAGCCCCGUUACCAUCUGCGCCAAGACCUAAUAUCAUACCUCCCAAGAAGACUUCUAUCAUGAGUCUGUUGAAUGAUGACGAUGGGUCCAGUGACUAUAAUAGAAACCCCGGGUUGGCUGGUCUCAUGAAUCCCCAGAUGGCUCAGGAGGAGAAGCCUCAAGCCAACAAUCUAGACGCGCUAGUCGCUGCUGCUGAGCGUGAUGCGUCCCACAACAACAACAACAACAUCAAUUGA